Lactuca virosa is the source of this 402-nucleotide messenger RNA. The record is from the annotation of a GenBank genome assembly. Lineage: Eukaryota; Viridiplantae; Streptophyta; Magnoliopsida; Asterales; Asteraceae.
AUGCCUAGUACGCCCAACGUACUCCAGGGUGUUACACCUACCCCCACUAUCGUCUAUUGCAGUGGGGACAUCAAUGUUGUGCCUCAGAAUCAAAGCAACAAAACAGGAAAAAUAAAGCUCCAAACACCAAUUACACGACCCCACGUCACCACUCUUCCAUUGAUCACUUUCCAUCCUCCACUACUUAGCGGCAAUGACCAUGACUUUGAUCUUCCCAUCAAACUUCUUCUCUCGACGCCUCCGUCCACAAGACCACAACCACCAACGAACGUCGGCACCAGUGAGCAGGCCGUCCAGGCAUCACUGCCCAGUAGCCCCUCCCUUCCAUCGCACACCCCCUGUGGCCUGAAUUCGUUUGACUCAAAACUGCUUCCUCCUCCAGCUCGAUACAGAGCUCCAUAA